Molecule: messenger RNA, 3618 nt
Organism: Penicillium waksmanii
Lineage: Eukaryota; Fungi; Ascomycota; Eurotiomycetes; Eurotiales; Aspergillaceae
Exons: 5
Coding region: 1-3618 (1205 amino acids)
Biological process (GO): negative regulation of transcription by RNA polymerase II
Cellular component (GO): transcription repressor complex; nucleus
Molecular function (GO): protein binding
Source: RefSeq, a predicted model, not a curated record
AUGGCAACUAAUAUAUCAUAUGACGGUCCUAACUCAGGGCUCCAAGUCGGACAGAACUAUGGUCAUAUAAAUGCACAGUUCUCACAAUCGGAAUCGUCAUUAAACCAAGCGUGUCUACGGGAUCUUCGAACGACUAGUCCUGAAGAUGACAAAGACCGUAUUGAACAAACCAACGGAGGGUUGCUCAAAGACUCAUAUCGCUGGAUCUUAGACAACGAGCAGUUUAAACAAUGGCAAGACAGCCAGAGCAACCGUCUCAUCUGGAUCAGGGGUGAUCCUGGAAAGGGUAAGACAAUGCUUCUGUGCGGUAUCAUCGACGAAUUGACCCUAUCGUUUGGGUAUAAUGCGAACAUCUCCUUUUUUUUCUGCCAAGUUACCGACGUGCGAAUCAAUAAUGCCACUGCUGUUCUUCGUGGCUUGGUAUAUUCACUAGUCGAGAAGCAGCCAUCUCUUCUCUCUCAUGUACGAAGCCGGUACGACCAAGCGGGGAAGGCACUAUUUGAGGAUAUAAAUGCAUGGAAUGCCCUCUCGAAGAUCUUCACUGAUAUUUUGAAAGAUCCGACCAUACGGGACACAUAUCUGGUGAUUGAUGCGCUAGACGAAUGCACAACAGAUCUCCCUUUCCUUCUGGAAUUGGUUGUCCAGGAAUCAUCUGCCCACUCGCACGUGAAGUGGAUUGUUUCGAGCCGCAAUUGGCCUAGUAUCGAAGAGCGUCUGGAUACUGCAACUCAGACUGCGCCUAUCUCACUAGAGCUAAAUAACGCAUCUGUAUCUGACGCUGUCCGAACGUUCAUUCGGCAUAAGGUUCGCCAAUUGGGAGAAGUCAAAAGGUAUAACGAUAAAAUCCGUGAUACUGUUUAUCGCCACUUGUCGUCAAACUCGCAAGGCACUUUCCUCUGGGUGGCCCUGGUUUGUCAAGAUCUUAACAGAACAUCGCGGAGACAUGUCCUUAAGAAGCUUAAGGAGUUCCCUCCCGGACUGGAUGCUUUGUAUAGUCGAAUGAUUGAUCAGGUUCGAAAGUCUGAAGAUGCUGAGCUCUUUGAAAUACCUAAUAAUCUCUCUGAUGACUAUGAAGCGCUACUGGAGAUUAUCUCUAUUUGUGGCUCUUUCCUGAAUUUACGUGAGAACAUUAUUGUUUUCGUCCAUCAGUCUGCAAAGGAAUUUCUACUCGAAAAGGCGCAAAUCGAGGUGUUUCAAGGAGACAAAGAAGCCGAACAUCUUGCAAUUUUCUCGCGAUCUCUACAAACUAUGUCCAGAACACUUCGACGUAAUAUCUUCGAUAUUAAGCUUGUUGGAACUCCAGUCGAGGAAUUUACACAACCAAGUCCGAAUCCUUUGGCACCCGCCAAGUACGCGUGUGUGUAUUGGGUUGACCACCUUCGGGAAGGUUGGUGUGGUGAAGUCAAGGAUCACAGCCUUGAUGAUGGAGGAUGCCUGGAUUGUUUUCUACGGCAAAAAUAUCUUCACUGGCUCGAAGUUCUCGGCAUUUUAGGAAGCGUAUCAGAGGGCAUAAUGGCUAUGCUGAAGCUAGAGGACUUUCUUCAGACAAAGGGAACGUCACAGGUUCUUCUAGACCGAGUUCAAGAUGCGUCCCGGUUCAUUCGAUACUACAGACAGGCAAUCGAAAGCAGCCUCCUUCAAGUAUACAGUUCAGGCCUUGUCUUUAGCCCAACCCAAAGUAUCACGAAAAUAUGUUAUCAGAAAGAGAAACCAGAUUGGAUUUUAAAUAGCCCAAAAGUAGAUGAGAGCUGGAGUUUAUGUCUUCAAACCCUUGAGGGGCAUUAUGGAUGGGUCAACUUGAUUGCCUGGUCGCCAGAUGGAAGCCGACUCGCAUCAGCGUCAAAUGAUAAGACUGUCAGGAUCUGGGAUCCGGCCACCGGCCAGUGUGCGUCCACCCUCGAGGGGCAUACUGGCCCUGUUAGCUCGAUUGCCUGGUCGCCAAAUGGAAGCCGACUCGCAUCAGCGUCAGGAGAUAGUACUGUCAGGAUCUGGAGUCCUGUCACUAGCCAGAGUAUAUCUACCCUCGAGGGGCAUACUGACCUUAUCCACUCGAUUGCCUGGUCACCAGAUGGAAGUCGACUUGCAUCAGCAUCCCAUGAUAAUACUGUCAGGACCUGGGAGCUUAUUACAGGUAAUUAUGUGUUAACCUUAGAGGGACAUAAUAAAUGGGUAAGCUCGAUCGCCUGGUCACCAGAUGGAAGCCGACUCGCAUCAGCGUCAGGAGAUAAAACCGUCAGGAUCUGGGAUCCAGCCACCGGCCAGUGUGUAUUUACCCUCGAGGGGCAUACUGACUUUGUUAACUCGAUUGCCUGGUCGCCAAAUAGAAGCCAACUCGCAUCAGCGUCAUGGGAUAAUACUAUCAGGGUCUGGGAUCCGGUCACUGGCCAGAGCAUAUUUAUCCUCGAGGGACAUACUGGCUCUGCCCACUCGAUUGCCUGGUCACCAGAUGGAAGCCAACUCGCAUCAGCGUCAUGGGAUAAUACUAUCAGGGUCUGGGAUCCGGUCACUGGCCAGAGCAUAUCUACCCUCGAGGGGCAUACUGGCUCUGUCCACUCGAUUGCCUGGUCACCAGAUAGAAGCCGACUCGCAUCAGCGUCCCUUGAUAAGACCGUCAUGAUCUGGGAUCCAGCUUCCCGCCAGUGUGCGUCAACCCUUGAGGGGCAUGCUGGCCUUGUUAACUCGAUUGCCUGGUCGCCAGAUGGAAGCCGACUCGCAUCAGCGUCCUUUGAUAAGACCGUCAGGAUCUGGGAUCUGGCCAACAGCCAGUGUACGUCUACCCUCGAGGAGCAUACUGGCUCUGUCAACUUGAUUACCUGGUCGCCAGAUGGAAGCCGACUCGCAUCAGCGUCCCUUAAUAAAACUGUCAGGAUCUGGGAUCCGGCCACCAGCCAGUGUUCGUCCACCCUCGAGGGACAUACUGGCCCUGUUAACUCGAUUGCCUGGUCGCCAGAUGGAAGCCGACUCGCAUCAGCGUCAAGUGAUAAAACUGUCAGGAUCUGGAGUCCUGUCACUAGCCAGGGUGUAUCUACCCUCAAGGGGCAUACUGAUAUUAUCCACUCGAUUGCCUGGUCACCAGAUGGAAGUCGACUCGCAUCAGCGUCAGGAGAUAAAACUGUCAGGAUCUGGAGUCCUGUCACUAGCCAGGGUGUAUCUACCCUCAAGGGGCAUACUGAUAUUAUCCACUCGAUUGCCUGGUCACCAGAUGGAAGUCGACUCGCAUCAGCGUCGGGAGAUAAAACUGUCAGGAUCUGGGAUCCAGCCACCGGCCAGUGCGUAUUUACCCUCGAGGGGCAUACUGGCCCUGCCCACUCGGUUGCCUGGUUGCCCGAUGGAAGCCAACUCGCAUCAUCGUCAUGGGAUAAAACUAUCAGGAUAUGGAGUCCGGUCACUGGCCAGAGCGUGUCUAUCCUUGAAGGGCAUACUAGCCUUGUCAACCUAAUUGCCUGGUCACUAGAUGGAAGCCGACUCGCAUCAGCGUCCCUUGAUAAGACCGUCAAGAUCUGGGAUCCAGCCUCCGGCCAGUGCGCGUCAACCCUCAAUAUCUACUCUCCUCGCCUCCUCCAAUUUGAUAAAACCACGCCCAACCAUCUUCAUACAAACAUUGCGCCUACCGUUUGA